CGAAAUAAUUUUAAUCUUGACCAUUUCAGUCCGGUAUCAUUAAAUACGAUACAUUAACAAACACUAGGGAUCUCCUUUGAGUUUUCCACAGUUACUUUAUAAAUAGCCUAGGUAUAUUAAAAAAGCCUUAAAGGUAAGCAAGAUGGCUAAUAAUGAUACACCAGAAAGUGACUUUUCAAUAGAAUGUUUUCAAAAUUACUCCGCUCCGGAAGUAUUUGUGCAAGGCCUAGCUGGUAUGGUCGAUCAGACAGAUGUAGAAACUAUUAUAAGGGCACAAAAAAACAUGUUACAGCGCUUUGAGAAAACAACCGAAAUGCUUACUAACUGCAACCAGCUGUCGGCCAGUCGACUACGAGCAGCUUCUGUAGAAUUCAAGAAGCACACCCAGCUUCUAAUGGAUAUGAGAAAAGACCUUGAAUUUAUAUUCAAGAAGAUAAGAGCUAUAAAAACUAAAUUAAGUACUCAAUACCCUGAAGCCUAUAAAACAGCAGUGGCAGCAUCCAUAGCAAAUAGAAAACCAAUAGACGAAGAAGAGGAGGAAGAUUUUAAACCUUCUGACACAAAGAUAGAGUCUAAAAUGGUAGCCACAGUUUCCACAGAGACUUUAAAACCGACAACAAGUUAUGAAAAACCACACAAAAAUAAAAAUAUUCUCAAAAGUGACCAUAGUAACAAUAAUUCUCAAGAUGCCUGCAGCGUUGCAAGCACAGAUAAUAAAAAGGAAAAUGGUAGAAAAGCAAAAAGAAAUAGUAGCUCAUCUGAAACUGAAAGUGCUAGUUCAGGUGAUGAUAGCAGUACUGAUACUGGAUGAAAAUAGCCUUUUUAAUAUUUAGAUUCAAGAAUACUAUUCCUCAAUUUAAAUAGAGUACACUAUCAUAUGGGUGCACACCCUUGCUUAAAAAAUGUUGGUUGAACUUUAGUGAAUGAUAGAAAUACAUUUCUCGAGGCUUUGGGAAGCUAGAGAUUAACUGCUUAUUGAAUGAGGAUCAAUUAUUUAUUAAAAACAUAAAUAAAAGGCCUUAAGUGAAUAUUUGAAAAUACAUACAAAAUUCAUUUUAUGUCAAAAACAACAAUAUUAGGAGUCAUUUACUAUUUUAACAAUUCAAUAUUUCAUAUUUAACAUAUUUUUCACAAUAUUAACCCACUAAAUUUUAUAAAAUAUCAAUAUAAAGAAAUAAAAUCAAUAAACAUUAUUGAAGGUCUUUUAUUAUACUUAUAAGUGAUUCUUACAUCUAAACAAUAAUAACAUAAAAAGCCACAUAUCAGAUGCAGAUUUUCUGUAAAUGUGUAACAUUAACAAAUUGGUUAUUUAAAGAUUUAUAAACUACAAGGAUAAAUGCAAUUUCUGGUUAGUAAGCAAUUAUCGUCUAAACAUCACAGGGUAUAA
This is a messenger RNA of Diatraea saccharalis (sugarcane borer), 1387 nucleotides long. The record is from the annotation of a GenBank genome assembly. Lineage: Eukaryota; Metazoa; Arthropoda; Insecta; Lepidoptera; Crambidae.